AUGUGGAUUACGAGAGAAGAUUCUAUUGGAUUCUCAACAAAGACACAUAGUGAUUUUGCACGGCACUUGCUUCUGAAUUUUUGCGAAGACGAGCCUUUGCAAUCAAUGGAAUCUCCAGGCGAUGGUAAAUACUACAUAUUUGUUAUUUAAUAAUGCAAUUAAUUUCUUUAUAUUUUAAAAUGAUUUAUCUACAUCCUAUAUGAUCAUAUAUUUUGUAUAUUACACUUCAGAUCGACCCUUGCUAUAUGUUCUGUCUUCAACACCUGUUGGUAAAGGCAAACCUGAUCGAAAUUUGUGUUUGUCACCCAUUGUCCAUGAGACUGACAAUGACAUGUGAGUGUUGAAAAUAAUAGAACGUAAGAAAUACGGUGGAUAUUAUCCUUUAAAUGCUUUAAUAGUAGUGCCUUGUUGCUGAACAUGAUGUCACAUUAUUAAUGUGUUCUUCCUUGACCUCGAAUAACAGAAUAAGCCAAUAAGGGGCUGUUUAUAUCGAAGCCAGGCUGAUCGGCCAGGUAAGCAGGAUAAAUGUCUCUUCUGUUUUCCCAGGAAAAUUUUUUUUGACAGUUAAAAAUAGCUUGCAGCGGCAUCUUUGAACUGUCAUCCCUGCAACCGGGCCAGCUUGUUUGUUCGUGUUUAGAUAGAGAAAUCUUUAUUCUGGCAAGUGACAUCUCACCUCUUUCAAAUGGUAAUUUUUACUAUAAAAAUAACUGCACAGUGAGAUCUCACCACAGUAUAGGGAGACGACCAGUAGCGCUACUUAGGAAAGAAAAGUGGGAAUUAUUUAAGCUAGGUCCCAGGUGUCUUACACAGCCAAAAUCAUUAUUCUGUAAUACAAUUUUAUAGUGAACUGCUGCCGUUGGCUGCUAAUAUGUAAAUUAGGUUGGCAGCCAGUAAACAAUGUGGACACUUUUUUACGCUGAGUGGCCCUACUGUAGUUUUCCUAUACUGCGAUCUCGUUUACCAGGCUGUCUCCUGACUAAGAAGGCCAACCCGGUUCCAUACAAAGUCUUGAGUUAUAUAGCAACUGGUAUAUUGUAUCUUAUCUAUUUUGUUCUUUAUUAUCGUUUGGCUCAUUUUGGCUAUUUCACAUAGUUGGACGUGCUCCUGUCAUGAGAGCUACUACUAAAAUGAAACCAGGUUUACUGGAAAUCAGGGUUAGUGUAAUUUACUUUCCCAAACAGAGCCAUGGAUGUUGCACCUAUAUCUGCUAGUCUUGAUGUGAGCAGAAUUGAGAGUCUUUCCAUAUCUGUCAAUCCUGAAUUUGGAUUAUACCAUGAAGACCCUUCAUUCGAGAGUGAUAGCACAAGUUCGGAAUCAGAUCAUGAUACAAGGUAAUUAUUACUUGCAUAGUUGUAUUCACAAUUUAGUUAAUAAGUAGCAGCAUCUUUUGAGUUUUGAUGGCAAAUCAAAUAGUAUGCAAUGAGUCAUCUGAUAAAAAAAUCCACACUUCCCAACACUUUCCCAUUCCCCCUUUGGGAUGUUCUAGUACAUUUUAUUAACCAAAAAGGAUUCCUCAUUUCCUAUCAUCCUCUACUGGAUUCUAAAAAUUUUCUUUUACCUUUUCCCAAAUAUUUAUUCACUUUUACAUGUAAAGCUUUUAUUAAUAGUUCCUGUGAUUCAAGUGAAUAUGAUAGUGGAUCUGAAGAUGGCCAGUGUAUUUAUGAUGUUCAAGGGUAAGAGAGAACUAUCAGAUCACUUGUAACAUCUUCACUGAAAUCCACUUCCUAGUUUCUACUGUACUGAUUGUGAACAUGACCUUCAUUUCCCAUAUUUAUAGUAACAAUGAACACCUCUCCAUUUGGUAUUAUGUACAGUACUCUUAUAAACCUUUUGUUUGUUUGAUGUUCAAUAUUGUCUGUUUCAUAGAUUUGCAGAAGAGUAUGAUCCUGAAGCAACACUAAGUGCCAUAGAAGAUGAAGAGUGUGAUCCUGAAGCAACAUUAAGUUCAACGGAAGAUGACAUGCUUGACACAACUCUUAAUAUUACAAGAGGAGAAGAAGAUAUGGAUGUUAGUAGUUUAGAAGAUGAUAACGACAAGCCUCAAAAAGCUGAAUCACUUCAAGAAAGAAAUGAAAGGCUGGCAGAAGAAAUGCAGAAUGCAUUUAAUGUUCUGGCUGGUUUAGGUAACCAUAACAAAAUGUGCAGUGAGCAUUUUCGGAGAGAUCGUGUUGUCGUUGAUGUGCCUUUGUUAUUGAAAGUAUUUAAUAAGGUGGUCAUUCACCUUUAAACCUUUUUUUUUCAAUUUAUGCCAUAUUAAUGUGAAAGUAUCAUUUUUAGAAAGAGUUUGGUGAUAGAAAAUGACUUAUGCAAAAAAAUUUUCACAAAGUCACUAAUUAGACUAAUGGCGGCCGCUAAUUAGCCCAUAAAUGCUCAACGUUUGAAACAUGAUAUCACAUGAACCAAUUACUCAAAUUUAAUGAAUGAUAUAUUUUUAGAAAGCUUAGAACCUAAUCUAGUGCCUUCCUUUCUUUAUUUUCACCUUAAAGUUGUUUUUUUCAAAAUGUUGAUAUUAAAUGUGAAUAUUAAGGGAAAAUUCAAUUUUUCGACAGCAAUUUAGGUAAUUAAAUAUCACAUUUUUGUUAAUAAUGAAACAUAUUGAGAUUUGAAGAAAGGAAGGCACUAGCUAAAGGCAUUAGCCAAUAUCAUGCCAAGUUUCAACUAUUUACAGGAAAUAUUGAAGACGAUAUGAUGCAACAAAGAUUUCUCGAAACAGCAAGGUUUCGUUCUGUUUUUUUUUCUUCAGAAAUGUUCAGAAGGCCCCUGCUUCAUAAGUAGUACCUUCAUUGUCUUGCACAUCAUCAAUAUAAUGUUUUCUCAGAUGUCUCAAUGUUUUCCUUCUGCUUUUCACCUUCUCCGUUACUUUCUUGGCCGACAGUUUGAUCCUCGCUGUGUCACUAUCGUGUGCACCCUUGCUGGUGAAUAUCCCAGGAGUGAUAUCCAAAUCACUCAGAAUCUUCAAAAAGGAAAUGUCCCCAUCAUUGAACCUUAG
This is a messenger RNA of Paramuricea clavata, 2989 nucleotides long. The record is from the annotation of a GenBank genome assembly. Lineage: Eukaryota; Metazoa; Cnidaria; Anthozoa; Malacalcyonacea; Plexauridae.